Messenger RNA from Papaver somniferum (opium poppy), 997 nucleotides. RefSeq names its product protein POLYCHOME-like. The record is from RefSeq and is a predicted model, not a curated record. Lineage: Eukaryota; Viridiplantae; Streptophyta; Magnoliopsida; Ranunculales; Papaveraceae. Gene Ontology annotation, cellular component: nucleus. The coding region runs from base 115 to 954 and encodes 279 amino acids. Gene Ontology annotation, biological process: regulation of nuclear division; negative regulation of ubiquitin protein ligase activity. The transcript is spliced from 3 exons.
UUUAUAUUAUUAUUACUAGUUCACUUCCUCUCAGAAGAACUUCUCUUUCUCUCUCUCCUUUUCUUCCCACAGAAACCCUAAAAACCUUAAGAAAUCAGAUGUGAAUCGGAAGAUAUGGCGUAUUCAAGAGAUAGAUUGGUAAGAGAAGAUCCAAUGAUGAUAAUGUCUGGUGGUCGAAGAUCUAAUAAUAAUGGUAUUUGGCAAGAUUUAUUACAAGAAAGAAGAAGUUCAUCAAGAUUAAAUAUGAACACUAGCGGUGGAAGGAAUUUGUUUGGAUCGCCGAUUCAAUCUUCUUCUUCUAGAUUCGUAAGAAGAUCUACUACAGAAAUGUCUCCUUCCAUUAGACGAGAUGCUGGUUAUCAUGGUACUCCUGGGAUAACGUCUAGGUUAGGAAGUGAACGGUAUAGGAAUAAUCAUCUAUAUGGAACUCCUUUGAUGAAUGUUCAAGAAAACCCUUUUUCUGGUAUUGGUAAUCGACGAAGAGGAGGAGGGCGUCUCAGGAAUAACAAUAGUCAGUUGCCUAAUUGGUAUCCAAGAACUGCUCUAAGGGAUAUUACUGGAGUUGUCAAUGCAAUUGAAAGGAGAAGAACUCAAUUGAGAGAGGGUGACAGCCAUCUGACUUCAAACCCUGAACCACUGCAAUCUAAUGUUCUAGGCUCCAACCUAUCCGAUACUGGGGCUCACCUCGAGCCUGAGUUCACUUUGGCCACCCCAAAUUUGAAGGCUGCUGCAGUUAAAGCUCACAUGACGCCUGUCCAGCACCUGCCGAAGAAUUUCCUCGGCACUUAUACUACUGAUGAAUCUGAUUUCCUGACUCCCCAAAAGCAAUUGUUAAACUCAAUAGACCAAGUUGGGAAAGUUGUACUGGAGGAACUCUUAAAGAUGAAGAGGACACCUACUGCUAAAAAGGCCGAGAGACAAAAGAAAGUACGUACUUUGAUGGCCAUGCGUUGAUACUCAGUUCCAUUUUUUAGUUGCAUAGAGAGAAAUACUGGAA